This is a messenger RNA of Ctenocephalides felis (cat flea), 1549 nucleotides long. Its product is annotated as DDB1- and CUL4-associated factor 12-like. The record is from RefSeq and is a predicted model, not a curated record. NCBI's taxonomy places the organism in Eukaryota, Metazoa, Arthropoda, Insecta, Siphonaptera, Pulicidae. The coding region runs from base 109 to 1521 and encodes 470 amino acids. Gene Ontology annotation, molecular function: protein binding. The transcript is spliced from 9 exons. Gene Ontology annotation, cellular component: Cul4-RING E3 ubiquitin ligase complex.
UAUAAGGGAUAUUAUUAGAGGACUUAGGUGUUUCCUUGAAAAUUGAAGUGAUAUUCUGCUUAUGAAUUUAGAUAUUGGAUAAAUUUAGUAAUAUAGGUGAUAAGAAGUAUGUCUAGGACAGAAAGGAAACCUGUUGUGGGUGCUUUGCCCCCUUGUUAUAUUCCUAGUAGACUUGAGGAAAGGAGGACAAGAGCAAGGAUACUUAGACAGGAGAGACAAAGGAAACCAGACAAGCCUGAAGACUUUGUUUUGUACGAAGACUCUGAUAGUGACGUUGAAACUCCUGCACAGCAACAACGAAUAUUGAGGACAUCUUAUAACUUUGUUGAUUUUGUCCGAAGUAGGGAACUACAAUUAAAGGAGGUUCGAAAUGUGAGACUCGAUUAUGCCAGUCGUCACAUUCUCACACAUGAAAUGUUUAAAGAGACUCCUUUGAAAAUCGGUGUGGUUAAUAAAGUGUUUUGUUCACAAUGGCUUAGUGAUCGGCAAAUUGUGUUUGGGACAAAAUGCAAUAAGUUAAUGGUUUACGAUGUCAAUACAUGCCGCCUGGACAAUAUUCCCACUAUAAGGGGAAGAUCUACCACACCGAUUCAACAAGCUGGUAUACAUGCAGUGCAGAUUAAUCCAUCGAGAUCUCUAUUGGCAACUGGUGCUAGACAUACUUCGGAUAUUGCCAUUUAUAGAUUGCCAACCCUAGAUCCAGCUUACAUCGGCGAAGGCGCCCACAGAGACUGGGUGUUUGACAUAUGCUGGUUAGACGAUCAGUUCCUGGUAUCAGGAUCGAGAGACACCAAAUUGGCCUUAUGGAAGACACCAGACGAUGACGAUUUCGAACCUUACAGUUCUCUUUCGACACAAUGCAGUUCACAGAAUGCGGAACAAAUGGAAAUCGGCCCUGCACGGCCUGGACAUGCUUUUCUUAAACCGCUAGUAGUAAAGGAAUGCAAGUCUGCACAAAAAGUUCGGGCGUUGUGUUUCAAUAAGAAGUUGAAAGAAAUUGCUGUUCUGUCCGUGAAUGGGUAUAUACAUAUAUUUUCAGCAGAAACAUUUGCACAGAAAUUAUCUAGGAAAUUACCAUCGACACAAGACAAUGUUUGUUUAACAAUUCAAGAAGAAUCAGGAAUGUAUGCGAUUGGGUGCAGGUCGUAUACGAUAUUGCUGGAUUCAAGAACAUUACAGGCUGUGAAGAAGAUAACAUCUCGAUAUUCAGGUUGUGGAAUUCGUUCAGCAAGUUUUCAACACGACAUGUUGACAAUAGGAACCGGUUUAGGAAUGAUUAUGUUCUAUGAUAUACGAGCAGGAAAAUACCUUGAUAGCAAUAUUAAUAGUUCGCGAACGGUUGUGCUAAAAGCAAGUAAAGGAUAUGUGUCUCCAGAUGAGAAUAUCGAAGGUCUCCAACACGGUAAGUACCAACCAGCAAUCUACACCCACUGCUACGAUGCCAGUGGCGUCCGAUUAUUCGCCGCAGGCGGUCCACUUCCUACGACACUGGUAGGAAACUAUGCAGGUCUAUGGCAGUAAGAGGUAUGAUGAUAAUUAAAUUAUUAAU